UAACAGCUAAAAACCGGAAUUAUUUCCCAUGGCGGGAACGACUGCCGCAUUCCCUCCAACCCCGUCAUCACUCUCUCUCCCCCAAAAUUUACCCUUUUACGUCAGAGAUCUCGUUGCUUCCGCCUCCCAACCCCCAAAAUUCACUCUCCACAAAACCCUAAAUUCAAAACCCUAAUUCAGCUGAUCCAAUGGACACCGAGCCACAGGGAUCGCCGGCCAGCGGAGCCGGCGAUCUACGGCAGGCGGAGGAACGGCCGAGCGUUCGCCGGAGACUGGUGCAGUCCACACUGUUCCCGCAGAACAAGUCUCCGGAAAUUGCGGCGGAGAAAUACGACCAAGGUUGCGAUCAAGAGGACGGCGGUAAACAAGAGAAUACCAAGACGAGGAAGAGAAGGGGAAGGCCCCCGACGUCUUCUAAGAUUGUUGCUGUAAAUGGCAAAGGGAUCCCGAGCAGGAAAGAGGGCGAGAAAGAUUCUCCACCUAUUGUUAAGGCCCAUGUCUUCUUACAAGCUUGUGAGGGACAACAUCCACAAGAAGAGCAGCAAUGUGUUGUUUCACCUCAAGCAAACGAUAGAACCUGCUCUCCAGUAGAAGCUGAAGCUGACAUGAAGACUCCUCGGCAGUUGAAACGGCGGGUGAAUUCAACACCAAAGAAGAAGCAAACACAAACUACACCAAAAAAGUAUAGUAAGAAUACUGGCCUAAAAGAAACAUGCCUUGAGCACAUAUCGGACAUACAGAGUGGAAAUCCAACACAACCAGUUCCUGAUCUUUGGUUAGAGGCAAAAAUGAAAGCCGAGGAAGAUGCACGUAUUUUUGGUGGAAGGCAGAUGCACCCGUUUUUCUCAUCAACAAAGAUGACCAAGAAUAUCAAGAAGACAAUUGAUGAGGAGGGAAAUUGGUGCUCAGUUGGGGGAAAGGAGAAAUACCCUACCCUCAGCCCCAUUCAUGUAUUUGAAAAGGUCCAGGAUGAUGCUGGCUCCCUUGAUUGGGGGAAUUGGAUAGUUUCUGAAAGAAGCUUUGUCAGUUCCAAUUGCGAUCUCAAGACUGCAUGCUCACCAGUUUCUGUAGGAUCUGUCAAUUCCUUACAUUUUGAUGACUCCCUAAUUCUAUAUCCUAGCAGAACAUCAUUGCUUCAGAGUGAGGAAGUUAUAUGUUUGGAUCAGUCUCCUGUUCAAGAACGUAGGUAUGCGAUAUCGGCAACUUCAGCUGAUGCCCCAGCGGUGCUCGAUGAAGAUUUUGAUGUGCAGGGUCAUGGGCAUCCUGGUCAUAUAAGAAACUCAGAUGCUGAUGGGGAGGGUAGAUUUCCUCACGAAAGGAUGAAGACAUACGAUGACGUUAAUGGCAAUCACCCGGUGAAUAGCCUAUGGACAAAUAAAUACCUGCCUCAGAAGGCCAUUGAGGUAUGUGGUAAUCGAGAAUCAGUGAAUUUCUUAAGUGAGUGGCUACGACUUUGGCAUGAACGAGGUUUUCGAUCCAGCAAAGAUCUUAGUGUUGGCAAAAACUUUAUUGUGCAUGAUGAUGAUUAUAACGGCUAUCAAAGUGACUGCGAUUCCGAUAAUAGAGAUGAGGAUGGUAGCCUGAAGAAUGUUCUCUUAGUUACCGGUCCUGUUGGGAGUGGGAAGUCUGCAGCUAUUUAUGCUUGUGCGAAAGAGCAAGGUUUUCAUGUCAUUGAGGUCAGCGCAUCAGAUUGGCGAACGAGAGCUCUUGUGAUGCAAAGAUUUGAGGGUGGCGUAGAAUCACAUUCAGUUCAACGUAACCUUAGGAGCAAAUGCAAUCCAAAUAUUGAUGAUGGCAUGGAGGUUAGCAUCCAGAAAUGCUUGGACGGAGGUUUAAUGGCCUUGUCCUUAGAAGCACAACACGAACACAGUAUGGACAUGGAGCACGUUGAAACAUACAUGGGUAUACUGAAAACUCCCGUGGGUACAGAGAGCAAGCUUAUACCGAAAUCCUUCCCAGUCUUUCCUUACAGCACAACGGUACAAGGGUCUGACAGUGAAGUUUUUGAACUAAUACCCUUAUUGGAUGGGGAAGAAGACUCGCAAAAUAAGACCAGAACACCAGAGAAAUUUGUCAGCAGGGCAUAUGGAACUUCUAUUGAUCAAACUGCAAGUAAACCCUUGAUACUUUUUGAAGACGUUGAUGCUCUUCUUUCUGAAGAUCAUGGUCUUAUUGCCACUAUACAAAAACUUGCAGAAACAGCAAAGCGGCCAAUUAUAUUGACUAGCAACAAUCACAGUCCUGUCCUGCCCAAUAAUUUGGACAGGCUUGAGUUGUGUUUUGCUAUACCAUCAAUGAAGGAGCUCCUUUGGCACGUGCAUAUGGUUUGUACUGCAGAAAAAGCACAAAUCCAACCGUGCUUAGUGGAGCGAUUUAUUGGAUGUUGUCGGGGAGAUAUUCGUAAAACCCUUAUGCAUCUCCAGUUCUGGUGCCAGGGUUGGAGAGAGCAAAAAGGUAGUGAAGAGCAAAGAAAAUAUGGUCCACUACUCUUCGAUCUUGACGCUGGGCAUCGGAUAUUGCCGAAGAUAAUCCCCUGGUGUUAUCCUUCUCAAUUGUCUGAAAUUGUGGAGAAGGAGAUUACUAAUUCAUUAUUGAUGAUGGAAGAAAGUUCAAAAUUAGUGGAGGUAAUUGUGGAGGGAGACCCAAACAAAAAAGCAAAGCAGAAACGAUUGAAGAGGCGUAAAAAUUGUGACACUGAUGGUAUUGAGGCCAAGAAAGAAGCAAUUUUAAGAAGGCACUGUCCUCUUCAGGACGGGAAUGAAUUAGAGACUCAAUUUAAUACUGCUUGUGAAUUUUCAAGUUCCUCAGGGUCACCAGUUGCAUUCACCCGGCGAAUUUCUAGAAGAAAAAUUGAAACAGUGUCGUCUUCCGAUUCUGGAAGCGAGGACUUGAAUGCCAAAUUUCCCGUAGUCAGGGAUAAACUCUAUGAGGAUACAAACAGUGGAAUGUUACUUGAAGUAGAUAGCAAAUCCCCCUCUUGUUGUCUAGCAACCGGAAUGUGCUUUGGCCCAAAACCUGUGCAGCUUCUUAAUUCUGAAGUGAAGAAGUUGGAGGGAAUUUUUUCUCUCUGUUCGGAAAGUGCAAUAUAUACUCAGAUUGAUGGAACACAGGAAUCAGUUGAUGUAUCAUGUGUGCCCGAAUCAUCUUUUGUGCCUGAGACUGAGGUUGAUGGUGGGACAUCAUUGUUCAAUAGGACAGGCUAUUCUUGUCAUGAUGCUGAUGUAAUGGAAGAAGUUUCCAUGUUCAAUGAUUCAAUGCUAAACAUGCAUGCAGUUGAGACAAAUAACCAUAACCAAUAUGUUUCAGGGUUACACAAUAACCGGGAAAUGGUAAAAAAAUUUAAUAGUUAUAUGGAAUUAGCCCACGAAGAGGAGGUGGGGGACACUAACAAUGAGCAUGUGGGAGCUGUUCUGAGAGGGUAUCCAGUGAUGGACGAGUGUAGCCGUAUGGACUUCAGUAGGCAUGCCAAAUCCAAGGCAAAGCCCAGCUCCUGGGUAUUAAUGGAUUCUGUUCAAGAUACAUGGAGAAGAAUUCGUGGUUCUGAUACAGAUCUAAGACAGUAUGUCACCCUUGAAGAGAAAAACGCUUCCCAAGUCCUGAAACUUGCUUAUGGAAUGUGUAAUUUAAUAUCAGAAGCGGAUAAGUUACUUGGUGACUGCCAUCAACUAAUAUGUGACUCAUUGGAACCAUCAAUGGUUCCUCAUGAGAAAACACAUUCAUUCAGCUGGUAUGAUGAUCAACUAUGGAUGACAUCCACAAUUGCACAACAUGGGAUUUGCUUCUACUCAAAAGAGAUUGCUGCUAUAGGUUCAUGUAAUGGUUUUGUGAAUAAAAUGGAUUUGGCAUCAGAGAUGCUAGCAUCUUCAAGUAAUACGACGGCUUUGGCGAAGUUGGUCAGUCAGGAUAUGGGAAUUGAGAACUCACAGAUGGGGUCAGUGGAAAGUGUCAGUUUCCUACAAAGUGAAUUGGGCUCGUGUAUUUCCUCUGUUAUGUCCAUAGUUCCAUCAAGGUUAUACUUGGCCACAAGAGGUGAUGCAUCAUUCUAUGAAUACCUUUCUUCAUUGGGCCAGAUUUCAAGAUUAGAAGCCUCCCGUUUGUCAGAGAGCAUUGACGACACGAAACAGAAAAGGGUUCGUGUUGCUCAUAACUACUUGAGUAAUGGUGCUUGGAUGUUAUCGCCAGAUGAUAUUUCGUUGCUUGGUCAAUAUCAUUGCUAUGGAAAAGGUUCAUCUCAAACCAUGGAUAAAAGUUUGAGAUAAUGAAGUGUAUCUCAUGGUUAGAUGUGUUGUAACUAACGUCAGACAAGUGGUUAAUGCCUCAAGUUGCUGGGAGAGCAUCAUUCAAGUGUAGUGAGUUUUGGCGACAGCAGUUGACGUGACAAAAGAUCAAUGGCUAAUUAUUUUGCUUAUAGUCGUUGACCUGAUCCGGAACUUAAGGGAUGCUAAACUCCGGAUGAAGAAUGAGAAAGAAAGAGGUCCGCAGAGAUAGGUACAUUGAUUCUAAUUUAGGAUAUGACAUCAUUUAUUGCCCUCGUAUAUCAUUUAGGGGUGUGGCUUGCACACACUUGGAUCCCUCCUCCAUGAUUUGAGUUGUUCAUAUGGCAGGGUUUGUCAAAUAGUAUGCCCACAUGAAAAUUCAAGUUGGCUAGAGACCUGUAACCAUUUGAUCAAAACACUUCAAGUUUUGCAAAAAAUGGUUAGAUCAUCUAUUUUUCUAAGUAAAAAGUGUUUUAAAUGAAGUGGUUGUGGGGGCUUUAUUAAUUUGAGUUUUCAUGUGGACAUUCUAUUCAACGAGCCCUAUAAUAUGAACGGCUCGGAUUGAGGAGAGAUCUGGGUGUUGGCAAACUGCACCCUGCAAUCCCAGAAGCUGAGUCCAAAUGUACAAUGCAAGAAGUCAUUGAUGUUAUAAUAUGUAAAUAUAAACAUAGGUACACUUCUUAUUGGUUUUUCUGUGGUUCUUGUGCUUGAUAGUCAUCAAAUGUGCCAAAGAACAUUUUGUACCUUUCCAAA
Rhododendron vialii is the source of this 5009-nucleotide messenger RNA. RefSeq lists its product as uncharacterized. The record is from RefSeq and is a predicted model, not a curated record. Bases 189 to 4259 code for a protein of 1356 amino acids. The transcript is spliced from 19 exons. Gene Ontology annotation, biological process: mitotic DNA replication checkpoint signaling; DNA repair; DNA damage checkpoint signaling. NCBI's taxonomy places the organism in Eukaryota, Viridiplantae, Streptophyta, Magnoliopsida, Ericales, Ericaceae. Gene Ontology annotation, molecular function: chromatin binding; ATP hydrolysis activity.